This is a messenger RNA of Ceutorhynchus assimilis (cabbage seed weevil), 1806 nucleotides long. NCBI's taxonomy places the organism in Eukaryota, Metazoa, Arthropoda, Insecta, Coleoptera, Curculionidae. The record is from the annotation of a GenBank genome assembly.
AUGACUACAAGUGCCAAUAAAGACAAGAAUAUUGGGUUCCCUUUAAAUAUUAAAAGCACUAUUCCGAAACACAGACAAGAGUUAUUAAAAUGGAACGGUUGGGGCUACAAGGAUUCACAAUUUGUUUAUCAAGACGGCAAAGUGCACUUUACAGGAAAAAGGUAUCCUAUAGGCGAACAACCCCUUCCACAUCUGAUAGGAUACGUGACAGAGACUAUGGGAGUAGAUUUAAACAUCCAAUCUAUCGAACGAGAUCCGCCAAAAGAAUUUGACUACCCUGAACCCAACAUACCCCAAAAUGUUUUCGAGUUAUUAAAAUCUUUGGAAAUUCCAUAUUCUGUGAAAAUAAUGGACAGGGUUACGCGAGCACAUGGUCAGACUCUGAACGACGUGUUUAUUUUAAAAAAUGGCCAAUUUAAACGUAUUCCGGAUGUUGUAGUUUGGCCAGAGUCGCACGACGAUGUUGUUAAAUUGGUUAAAUUUGGCAAUGAAAAUAAUUUAGUGAUUAUUCCCUAUGGUGGUGGCACAUCAGUAUCAGGUGCAGUGGAAUGUCCUCAAGACGAAGAUAGACCUAUAAUAUCCCUAGAUACCUCUCAAAUGAAUCGAAUUCUAUGGUUAGACAAAGAAAAUUUGGUAGCUUGUUGCGAAAGCGGCAUAAUAGGUCAAGAUUUAGAACGGGAAUUGAGUAAACUUGGUUUCACUACAGGCCACGAACCGGACAGUUAUGAGUUUUCAAGUUUGGGAGGUUGGGUGGCAACCAGAGCGUCAGGUAUGAAGAAAAACACUUAUGGAAACAUCGAAGACAUAGUUGUCCACGUGAAAAUGGUCACUCCGAGAGGUGUAUUGCAAAAAAACUGCCAAGCUCCUAGGAUGAGCUGCGGCCCUGAUUUCAAUCACGUGAUAAUGGGCUCAGAAGGUUCCUUGGGUGUCAUUACUGAAGUCAUUAUAAAAAUUCGCCCACUGCCAGCCUGCAGGAAAUACGGCUCUCUUGUGUUCCCUGACUUUGAGUCAGGCAUAAAAUGCAUGAGAGAAGUUGCAAAGCAAAGAUGUCAACCAGCUUCAAUUCGAUUAAUGGAUAACGACCAAUUUAAAUUGGGAAUGAUUUUGAAACCGGCAGCGUCCUAUUUUGGUAUUAUACUAGACGGGAUCAAGCACUUUUACAUAACAACUAUCAAGGGAUUCAAUAUUGAUAAAAUGUGCGUGAUGACUUUGCUAUUCGAGGGCCAGGAGAAGGACGUUAAAAUUAGCGAACAGAAAAUCUAUUCUAUUGGGGAAAUGUUUGGCGGUGUUCCUGCUGGAGAAAAAAAUGGUGAACGAGGAUACAUGCUGACGUUUGUUAUUGCUUAUAUCAGGGAUUUAGGUUUAAAAUACCAAAUAGUUGCAGAAUCAUUUGAAACUUCUGUACCCUGGGAUCGUGCCGUAACGUUAGUUCAAAACGUUAAAUAUUUAAUCUCUAGGGAUUGCAAAAACUUUGGAAUAACUCAUUUCGUUAUAAAUUCCCGCGUCACGCAAACUUACGACGCCGGCUGUGUAAUUUAUUUUUAUUUAGGAUUUAAUUAUUCUAAUAUUUCGGACCCUGUUAGCGUCCAUCACCAAUUAGAGGAAAAAGCUCGUGAUGAAAUUAUAGCUUGCGGAGGGAGUAUAUCGCACCAUCACGGAGUCGGAAAAUUACGGACGAAAUGGUAUACUGACACUGUUUCUAGAGUAGGUGCUGAUUUGUUGGUCGCUACUAAAAAAGAAUUGGAUCCAAAUAAUGUUUUUGCUACCAAUAAUUUUUUGACUUUUAGUACGAAAUCUAAACUUUAA